UUACGGUGGAAAAAAAGAAAAAGAAAACCAGGAAACGAAAUGUUUCCAAAUACUACGUCAUCACUGCGCGUCACUUCAGGUCCGUGGAUCUCACAUCCAGAAGAUCGAGGUGAACAAGACAUCCUACUCGUGACUUGAAUGAGUUAAGGUUUAAAAUAUGCUGGCCAAAGCAGAGGACAAAAAGCCACAGAAAGGAGGAGGAAAGAAAAGGAGACACACUGGUGAAGAUGGAGGAGGUGGAGAGAGGAAGAGGAGGGGAGGCGCGGAUGGAGAGAAAACCCAGGGAGAUGGUGGCAAGAAACGACUUGACGCCCUGAGUGUGGGCUAUUUCCGCAGAGUCGGAGAAAGACUCACCGAAGGCUUUGAAGAUAAUGAAGAGAGAGAGAUGUUUGUGGAGAAUGUUCUCACGGAAGUCAAAGGCAAGGCCGCGCUGGUGGCCAUGGACCAGACGGGAAGCCUCACUCUUCAACGGCUGCUUACACUGUCCAGCCUCGACCAGGUGGGGGAGGUGCUGGCUGAGCUGGGUGGCGAAUCGGGCUCUGAGUUUAAGACGGUUUCUUGCGACCGGUGUGGGGGCCAUGUGGUGGAGAGUGCCGUCAGACAGAUGUCCAGGUGGAUGGAGUCAUCUGCUAACACAGAAGAAGAAGAGGAGGAGGAGGAGCGCUGUGGCGUGCUGGAGGCCCAAGUGUUGUCUUUGAGUCAGGUUGUGAGAGACAACAGCGCAGAGUUCAUCAGACACGUUCACGGAUCACACGUGGUCCGCACUCUUCUGCACGUGCUGGGAGGCUGCAUCGGACCAGCUCGCACCGAGGCUCGACCAGGUGCAAAAGAACGCAAUGCUGCCCCUCAGCUGACAGACUUUGAGAUCCCAACGUCAUUUUGGUACGAGCUGAAAAGCCUCACAGAGACCUUGAUGGAAGACGUGAAGCUCGGCGUGACAGAUGCUGUCGCCAGCGCAGUGUUCCAGACCAUGUUGACUGUGUGUCACAGAAAGCGACCCAAACUCUGCAAACAGCUCCUCAAAAGCAUCAUGGAGUACCUGACGAGUCGCAGCGCUGCUCCUGGAGUUAGUCCUCUUCUGGUCUUUCUGAAGGACCAGGCCUCCAGUCACCUCAUCGAGAUGGUCAUACAGCUGGCCCACAAGCCACUUCUCCGCGACCUCUACAAGAAUCACCUCAAGGGUCAGCUGGUUGACCUAGCCCUCCAUCCCAUCGCCAACUUCCCUGUACAAAGACUAACGGCAGCCGCUGCCAAACACAAACUGUUCUUGAAGUUGUUUGAUGAGCUGAUCCAGGGUCUGGAGGCCAUCUUGGCCGCAGGUCACAUGGGUGUGAUCGUCCAGCUGGCAGAAAGCUGUGCAGAAAGUGAAGAGAAACAGGGCGAGAUGAUGCAGUGCCUCCUCCACGCUUUCCACUGUGCUGAGCCUGGCUCCCGACACGUCAGCUGCCUCCCUCUCUUCAUGUCCCUGCUCACCUAUGACGUGUAUUACCACUCUGACUCAGAGGGCAACAUACAGACGGAGGUCCCCCUGUCCUCCAUCUGUUACCACGGCUCCCGCCUGGUCCAGGCGCUGUCGAAGUUUAAGGAUCGCUCACUCCUCCUCAGCAGCCUGCGCACUCUGAGUCCAGCUGACCUCCUCACACUGGCGUGUGACCCCGCAGGCAGCCAUGUCCUGCAGGCCCUCAUCACCACCUCCAGUGACAAGGGCAGGGGCAAGAUCCUUAAGAGGCUGGAGGGUCAGUACGUCAAAAUGGCCUGCUCCAGGUUGGGCAGUCGUGUGCUUGAAGCCGUGUGGAACAGUGCUUCAGUCAGUCAGAGGCAAAGCAUCGCACAGGAACUAGUUCCAAACGAAAGCCAGCUGAGGUCAGAUCAGUUUGCACGUCACGUGUGGGCCAAAUUUGCCCUCUCCCACUUUGCACACAGAAGAGCCCACUGGCAGGAAAUACAGACCGGCGAGUCCAAGAAGCGGAAGCUUUUCAAUGACAUUCUUGCAUGAAAAGUAUAUAUUUUAGCUAUUAUUACAUUUUUUUCAAUGUAAUUGAAUAAAAUAAAAUAGUUUUUUUAUUGUA
Messenger RNA from Mugil cephalus (flathead mullet), 2069 nucleotides. Its product is annotated as nucleolar protein 9. The transcript has 12 exons. Gene Ontology annotation, cellular component: 90S preribosome; preribosome, small subunit precursor; nucleolus. The record is from RefSeq and is a predicted model, not a curated record. Gene Ontology annotation, biological process: endonucleolytic cleavage in 5'-ETS of tricistronic rRNA transcript (SSU-rRNA, 5.8S rRNA, LSU-rRNA); endonucleolytic cleavage in ITS1 to separate SSU-rRNA from 5.8S rRNA and LSU-rRNA from tricistronic rRNA transcript (SSU-rRNA, 5.8S rRNA, LSU-rRNA); ribosomal small subunit export from nucleus. The coding region runs from base 158 to 1996 and encodes 612 amino acids. Gene Ontology annotation, molecular function: RNA binding. Lineage: Eukaryota; Metazoa; Chordata; Actinopteri; Mugiliformes; Mugilidae.